Molecule: messenger RNA, 501 nt
Organism: Ipomoea triloba (trilobed morning glory)
Lineage: Eukaryota; Viridiplantae; Streptophyta; Magnoliopsida; Solanales; Convolvulaceae
Product: protein SMALL AUXIN UP-REGULATED RNA 10-like
Exons: 1
Coding region: 28-453 (141 amino acids)
Biological process (GO): response to auxin
Source: RefSeq, a predicted model, not a curated record
UUCUUCAUUUACUACAAAAAGCUGAUCAUGGCAAUUAAGUCGUCCAGCAGGCCAAAUGGGAACAAAAAGAAUGGUAUGAUGAAAUUCAAGAGAGUAGUAGAAAAGCUGCAGAAGAGUUUUCUACUACGCAAGAGGUCACCGGUGAAUCAUUUGGAUGAUUUUGAGGAGUCCAAGGAUGUUCCCAACGACGUUAAAGAAGGGCAUUUCGCGGUGAGGGCGGUGGACGAUGAUAAUAAGGUUAAGAGAUUCAUCGUUCCACUGAGUUGUUUGAGGAAUCCUUGUUUUUUAAGGUUGCUGGAAAAAGCUGCAGAGGAGUAUGGGUUUGAACAUGAAGGUGCACUCAUGCUUCCUUGCAGGCCAAGUGAGCUGGAGAAGAUUCUUGGCAAGCAAUAUAAUGGAAGAGCAGAUUGGAGUUCUCCUACAUACAAGUCAAGAGCUUUAAGUUUAAUUUAAAGAUAAAAAUACAUGUAAAGAUUGUUCAUUAUUAUCAUUUUUUUAAUG